AUGUUUUAUAUAUUUACAUUAAUUGCCUACUCUUAUUCAUACAUUAUCUAUGUGAAUGAGACUUAUUAAUUACCAUUAACACAAUUGUUUGGAUAUCUAGAAAAUCCUACAUAUACAAUUGUAGAUACUAAUCCAUAUGCUACAAUUAUACCUUAAUAUCAUCUAUAUACAGAUACACAGAAACAUAACUAAAGUAAUAUAAACUGAUUAUCAUUAUUAGAUGCAGAUGUCAUCAUUAGUGUUAAAGCAUAACAUUAAUUUGGACAUUGGACUAAUCACUUCCUUUUCUUAGAAAACAAUAAAGGAACAUUUAAUGUACAUUACUCAGAAAAGUAUUUAUAUCUCUAAUUAUCUUUAGUCCUCAAGAAGAAAAUGUUGCUACACCUAAAUUUAAUGAACAUUUAUAAGUUACCAAUAAAAAUAAUAUGAUUUGUUUCGAUGCAGAAUAAUUUGAUUCUACUCAUUAUAUUGUGGAUUGUGCUCUUUAAAUUACAGAUUAACCAUUAUAAAAUGAACUCUAUGUAGUAGCCAAAGAUUAAAGUUUUCAAUAAUAUUAAGUAACCAAUCCCCUUGGAUAUAAAACAAUGAGGAAAAGAAAAAUUACUUUAUUAUUUCAAGAUGAAUAAUAUUACUUAUUUUAAGGAUCUUUGUUAUAAUCUGAUUCUAUCAUUUAAAUAUAUAAAAUUAUAACUCCAGCCAUUACUUUUGAAGAAUAAUCAGUUGAAAUAAGUACUAACAGUUUAAAGACUCUUUACAAAGAUUAAUUAGAAGAUAAUUAUAAAUUUUACUUAAUUGAUUAUAAAUUGGUUUAUAAUCAAAUUUUCAUUUUAGAUAAUCUAUUUGUGGCAGCUAUGAGUUUUGAUAAAUAUGGAGAUUGGUCUUCUACCUUUUUUAUUAAAUUGUAUGGUAAUAUCAUAGCCUUUGAUUAUAUUUAUUUUGUAGAUGACAAUGGAAAUAAACUUAGUAUACUUGUAAUCCUUAAAGAUACCACAUUUGAUUUAUAUUUAAAUUCUUAAGGUUUAACUACAUAUUAAUUGCCUUAAAAAAUAUCAUAAAACUCUUAAGUAAAAAUAUCUGAUCAUUAUAUAAUAAUUGAAGAUGAAAAUACUGUUUAUUAGUAUUCAAUUUAUAAUAAGAUAUUAAUUAAUUAAAAAACUUUGUAAUAAGUUAAUUUUUAUUUGAUUAAUCCAAUCUAUCCAGAUUUGAUAUCUAUUAGUUAUAAUGUAACAAGAAGAUAUUAUAUAAAUGAUGGAUAUCUAUAAAUUAAAUCAGGUAAUACAGCUGUUGAUAAAACAUCUUUUAAUAUUUAAGCUGUCUCAAAAGGUGAAACUAAUACUAAAGAGAUUUCUCUUUAAAUUUUGAAUUAAAAUGAUUUUAAUUUGUAUUUUAAUGAUAAACCUCAAUAAGUUAUCACAGAUGUAUUGGCAUCAGUAAAUUAUACUUAAGAUGUUAUAUAAUUUAUGAGUGGACCAAAUGUUUAAUUUUAAUUUGAAAAUUAAGGUGAUGAUUUAGAUAUGGAAUUUGAAACUUUAGAAGAGAUGAUUAUUACAAAUUGGCCUAAAGCAUCAGAUAUUCAUUUUUAAGAUAUGUUAUAAUUUAAUGAUACUCAAGUUUAUGUUCUAUUUUAAUUAAAGAAUAAGGAAGUUUAAAUUUAUAAUUGUAAAUAAAAUUCUUUCUCUUUAAUUGAAUAAUGUACUUAAUUUGUAAAUACAAGUAAUUUUAGUAGCAGUUUCAAUAUUCUAGUUGAUUAAUUACAUUUUUAAUGGUGGAUUGAAAAUGAAUAAGCCUAUGUUAUAUUUUGUGAUUAAGAAUCAACUGCAGAAUUAUGGAAAAUAAAUGAAUAAGAAUUAAUUAAGAUAAAAAAGAUUAGUUAUAUAGGUUAAACAAUAACACAACUUUUAGAAUUGGAUAGAAUAAUAUACAUAUUAAUAGAAAAGAGUAAAAAGAUAGGAAUAUAUAAAUCAAUUGAUGGUACUCAUUUAGAUUAAAUUGAUGAACCAACAGUAAAGUCUCUUGGAAUGAUAAAGAGUUGGAGUCCUAAAAGAAUAUUUGGAAAUUAAAAAUAUAAUGGUCAUUUAUUAUUUAUAAGUAAUUCAGAUAAUAUAUUAAUUACUAUUUAUAAUAAUCAACUUAAUAUGGUAGAAUGUAUAUUAAAUACAGAUGAUGUAUAAUUAACAAUGUAUAAAUAAUCCUUUUUUAUGAUAAAGUAAAAUUCAAUUUUAGAAUAUUCAUUAGAAGAUUUAAAUAAUGUUUAUUUAAUUCGAUAAUUAUAAGUUUAUAAUCAUGAAUUUAAGACUCCAUUAAUAAUUACACAAUCAGAAGAUAAUGGAUUCUUAUUUAUUUUAACUAAAUAAUAAUAAAUAUUAGUAUAUCAACCAUUUACAUAAAAUAGCAAUGAUCAGUUAUUUAGAAUAAUUGAUGUACAUUUGGAUGACAAAUUUAUGAUGUCUGCUUCUGGAUAUCAAAAAACUCAUUUGUAUUUCAAUAAUGGAACUCAUCAUUCUUAUUUUGCUAUUCUCAAAUAAUCUAAGUUAUACAUAAAAUCAAUUAAUUUAAAUACCUUAGAUUAUUAUGUAAAUGUAACGAAGACAUUAACCAUUUUAAAUUCUCAACAUUCAUAAAAGAUUUUAGAAACAAUCUUUAUAUUAAAUACAAAAUAUCCUAUAGCAUUAAAUUAAUAAAAAGAUAUUUCAAUUAAUUCAUCAUUAUAAAAUACAACCGUUAAGUUUGAUUAAUUAUAUAAAGGAUAAGUACAGAAUAUCAGUAUUGAUUGUGAAUAAUGCAAAGAUCUCAUUUAAUUAAACUUACCUAUUUAGAAAAUAAAUGAAAAUAUGGCUACAAAUAUUUUAGAUAUUGAAUCUUUUAAUUCCUUUUACAAUAUUGCUCUUACAAAAGAUAAAUUAUUAUCUAUAAGUUAUAAAGAUAAUUUAAGCAAUUUAAUAGAAUUUUAAUCACCAAAUAACUGUGAAUUAAUUGCCAUAUAAGAAGAUGCUAAAUAUAUUGUAACACUUUGUAAAUAUAAUAAUGUUUAUCAUGCUUAUUUAACUGUAUGCGAUAAGGAAUAGAAAUGUACUAAUAUUGAUACUCCAUAAGACAUAUUAGAUUUAAAUGGAGUUUAAAAAAUGGUAGUAAUACCCAAUAAUUUAUUAUUAAUGUAAGAUUUUGGCAAAAUUUAUGUUUAUUAUCUCAAUAUAAAUCCUGAAUUAACAAAAUGGAGUAUUUCAUUAACCUAAAUUAUAUACAAUGAUAAGGGACUUACAGAUUUUGUGAUUCAAAAAUAUGGUAUACCAAAAGAAGGAGAAAAUUAAAAUUAUAUUUUAAGCUUUAUCGAUUAAGCUGAUCAUUUAAAUGUUUAUUAUACAGAAUUUAAAUAGAAUAAGCUUAAUAUCAUAUAAUAGAACAAUAUUUAUUUGUAUGAUUUAAUUAAGAAGAACAAUUAAUAUGCAUUUAAGACAACUGAUUAUAUAUAACUUUUUGCAACUUAAGAAAUACAAAAUAAUUAAUUACAUUAUAUAAUCAUUUCUAAUGAUGUUGCAUCUUUUAAAUUGUAAUUAGAUUUGGAUAAUAAUAAGUUAGUAGUAAAUAGUAAAUUGAUUAAUAUAUUCAAUCCCUAUUAAAAUUGGAUUGCCAUGAAUAAAGGUUAUUUUAAUUAUGAUAACUUAUUAAUUAUUCCUUAUACUAAUAAAUAAGAUAUAGUUUUAGCCAUUUAUGAAUUAAAUGAUAAAGAUUUCUCUAGUAAUAUGGUUUAUGGAUUAUAAGAUAGUGCAUUUUAAGUAAAGGAUGGACUAUUUAUAGUUUAUGCCUUUAAUGAAGGUCAAAAUAAAAGAUUAUAUACCAAUUUGAUAGGAAAAGUGUUGAAUAGUUAUUAAAUAAGUUUAGAAACAAGUCUUACUAUUUUGAAUCCUUCUAAAUUAAAAGAUAAAUAAUAAGCUAGAAUAAUGGCAAGUAAUGCUUACAACAAAGAAGAAGUGAAAUUUAAUAUCAUUAGAGUUGAUGAUCCUAUUCCUCCUCCUAAGCCUCCUAAUGAUGAUGAGAGUAGUAGUUCCAAGUAUUUAAUUUAUUUUUUAAUUAUAGUUGGUGGUGGAUAUUACUGAUUGUGAUUUUUGGAGGAGGAUUGAUUGUAGGUGGAGUUAUAUUUUACAUGAAGAGAAAAUAAGUUGGCCUAUUUAGAGUCUAAGAGAAUCAAUAUAGUUUGCAUAAUUAUUGA
Messenger RNA from Paramecium pentaurelia, 4207 nucleotides. NCBI's taxonomy places the organism in Eukaryota, Ciliophora, Oligohymenophorea, Peniculida, Parameciidae. The record is from the annotation of a GenBank genome assembly.